CAAGUACUACUACUACUUCUAUUACAACUACUACAACUACCUGUUUAGUGCUUCCCCCGCCCCCUGCCCCCCCCUCCUCAUUUGAAAUUAUCAAACUCACGAAAACACUCAGCGAAAGGCUCACUUCUUGGUCUUUGUCGUCGUCGUCCUUUACGUCCUUUACGUUGGUACGUACGUAUGGGUCGAUUUGGAACCAGUGGUUCGAAUCAUUGGAGCGGCAGUACCUCCAGGAUCGUUCCAAUGUCACAAGGACACAGCUGGUUCGCCAUCAGUGGCAUUCUGGCCUUGCUUUUGGCCUUUAUUCUCACACUUCUGAUCAAUGGCCUGGCCGGAUCCGUAGGCAAGGAAAGUGGGUUGGUUGAGUAUGCCGUGGGCGAAUUAUCGGACAUCUAUGACACGUACAUGACACCAGCGGGAUGGGCUUUUGCCAUAUGGAGCUUAAUCUAUAUCUGGAUGGCCGUUCUUCUGAUAUUUUAUAUCGUGACAAUAUUCCAAUCCAACGACUUUGGCAAGGUGUAUUUGAACCCGGAGGUGGCCAAUUUCGCCUAUCGCGCCAUUUUCAUCGCCAAUCUGUCCCUGAACGCGAGCUGGAUCCUACUUUGGGGCAAUAACUACCUGUUGGCCUCGUGUAUCAUCCUCUUCUUGAUUGCCAUUACCAACAUCAUUCUCUUGGGCAUCUUCAGUUUCAACAUCGCGGAGGACAACCAUCGGCUCAAAUCCGAGCAGUCCAAAUUAUUUUGGACUUAUGUGGUGCUCGGUCAGAACUGCCAUGGCACCUAUACAGCUUGGACGUUGAUCGCCUCGUGCAUCAGUCUGGCCACGGAGUUGAGUUAUGGGAACGCGGGCCUAAAUCGAGAAUCGUCCUCUCUGAUAGGCCUAAGUCUCCUACUAGCCAUCGUGGUGAUUUGGUUCGUGUUGGAAAACACCGUACUGGAUCGCUACGUGCGUUUCUUAGUCACCCCAUACUUGGUGGUGAUCUGGGCGGCCAUUGCCACGGUGACGGAACACCAAAGUUCAGCCGACAUACCGGACGUGAUAGAGUGGUACGUGAUCGGGAUCUUGGUGCUGGCCGGGGUUCUGGCCAUUCUCAGGGCGGGUAUUAUUGCCUAUCGACAAAUCAAAAUGCCUUUUAAGUAAGAAACCAAAACCCAACGUCAGUAUCCCGAGCGAGGCAAUAUACUCUUUUCAAUGUGUACAGCCCUUGGUGCCUCUCAUUCCAAUCUUAAUGCGAAAUACAUUGGAAGUCAUACACUCAU
Molecule: messenger RNA, 1256 nt
Organism: Tigriopus californicus
Lineage: Eukaryota; Metazoa; Arthropoda; Copepoda; Harpacticoida; Harpacticidae
Exons: 5
Coding region: 178-1137 (319 amino acids)
Source: RefSeq, a predicted model, not a curated record